AAGCACAGGCUGGGUUGACAACUGCUUGCUAAAAUAUUUAUUGUGUCGAAAACAUCAAUAUUUAAGGAGUUUAUAAAAUCAUACAUCAACAGAAGAAGCAGACAACUUCAGAAAGACAUUAAUGAUGGCAACAUCCGAGGACCUUUCAUCCCAGUCUAACUCGACCCAAACCAUGAAAUAUGAUCCAAAGUCUCAAACUGUAACGUUACCAAAUGGGUUGGUUUCUGUGGCAGGUGUCACGGUGGUGACGGGGGGAGCGGAGCUGUCCUGUGGAUCCUGUAUGUUGGCCUUUGGUGUUUGGGGCACUCUGGUUGGUUUGAGUGUUGUGGCAUUGGGUUUAUGGGACCAUUUGGAGUACAAGAACAGUGGUCUGUCACACCUUCUGGCUCUUGGAUUGGUACUGCUGCUUACCAGUUCGAGUCUGGUAGCCGUGAUCUUUGGCCUCCGUUUCUUAAUGAAAAAGAGAAGGAUGAUGGCCAGAAGAGAGAGGGCAGAAGCUAAUUUAGUGUUGGUUAAUGAUUAUGCAGAAGUUGUUUUAAAAAGAGUCACGGUGUAAAAGAGCAGGGAAGGGAAAUAUAUUUUACAGUUUUGUUCUCUUUGAAUAUGUCAGACUCCCCGCUGCUUCAUCCUUCUUUUUCUCCAUCACCGUUUGCUUAAUCAUGAAGGAAUGCCACAGGAAAUUCAUUGGGUUCAGUGCUACAGGAAACACUUUGCUGUUUCCUGUGAUUUCAGAAUGCACAAGAGACAUUUACUUCUGUAUCCAUGUGUAUUUAAUAAAAACAGUUUAUUUAUACUCUUCAAAGGGCUAAACUGUUAGAAUUAUAUUUUGAAUUUAAGUUUUAAUGAAUAUUAUUACACAGCUUUUUAACUUUUAAAUCUAA
This is a messenger RNA of Megalobrama amblycephala (Wuchang bream), 881 nucleotides long. Its product is annotated as transmembrane protein 100-like. Bases 122 to 556 code for a protein of 144 amino acids. The transcript has a single exon. Lineage: Eukaryota; Metazoa; Chordata; Actinopteri; Cypriniformes; Xenocyprididae. The record is from RefSeq and is a predicted model, not a curated record.